CAUGUAGCGACGACGCGUUUUUACUUUCUAAAACAGGCCCGAACUACGAAACUUUAAACAUAAGUACAUAUUAUUGGAUAAAUCUAUAGGAAUUUAAUUAAAUAUGUUGGUGGUUUUGGCUCUGGCCGUGGUAGGCGCGGUGGUGGUGGCGGGGUUCGUGAUCGAUUCGCUGUGGAGUGUUGUGGAAUUGAUAACCUCGUAUCUGAUGCCAUACUUCAUACCCGCGGAAGUGUUACCCCUUGCGAAGAGGUUCGGACCUUGGGCCGUCAUCACGGGCAGCACAGAUGGUAUUGGCAAGCAGUACUCGCUGGAGCUGGCGCAGAGGGGCAUUAACGUAGUGCUGAUCAGCAGAAACCCUGACAAAUUGAAGAGCGUCGCUGAAGAAAUUGAAAAACUUCACAGCGUUAAGACGAAGACGAUCGUAGCGGACUUCGCCAAGGGGUCCGUUGUGUACGAGCAAAUAGAGAAGGAGCUUAAAGAUAUCCCCGUGGGAAUACUAGUGAACAACGUGGGCCAACAGUACGAGUACCCGAUGCCGUUGUGCGAGAUCCCCACCAGCAAGGCGUGGGAGAUCAUCAACGUGAACGUGGUGGCGGUGACGUCCAUGACGCGGAUGGUGCUGCCGGCGAUGGUGGCGCGGGGCCGCGGCGCUGUGGUCAACGUGUCCUCGGGCUCUGAGCUGCAGCCACUGCCGCUCAUGGCUGUAUAUGCUGCUACUAAAGUGUACGUGCGCAACUUCACCCUGGCGGUGCGGGACGAAUACGCCCCGCAGGGAAUCCACGUGCAACACCUCUCGCCCCUGUUCGUAUCCACCAAGAUGAACACGUUCUCGCAGCGGCUGCUGGACGGCAACUUUCUGGUGCCCGACGCGCCCACCUACGCGCGCCACGCCGUGUGCACGCUGGGCCGCGUGCACACCACCACCGGCUACUGGCUGCAUGGGAUACAGUACCUCUUUAUCAAAAUGGCGCCAGAAUGGUUGAGAAUAAAAAUCGGCGCACACUUGAACAGAGGCUUUCGAGAGGAGCACAUGCAAAAAGUUAAAAUUAAAACGCAUUGAGUUGUAGAGUAAGCUAGAAUACUAGGUAAACUUUUAGUACAAAUUUUUUCACCAUGUCCAUUAUUCAUAAUUCCUAACUAGGCACAAACAGCUGAUGUGAAAAAUUUAAAUAUUUAGUCGUAAUUUUAUUAUUUUGUAAGCAUUCUAAAUGAAAUUUUAGUGAAGAUUAUACCAUAAUUUUUAUAUCUAUUUCAUAGUCUAUUUUGUAUACUAAUUAUGCAGAUAAGCGACUAUAUUAAUCGUCAUCAUCUGAAAUGACGGACGUUAAUGUACACUGGAUAAUGGAUAUAUACCUAUCCAUAGAAUUAAGAACAUACAGAAGGCGUAUACACGACUAAUAUUGAAGCAUCAAAAACCACUCCACUUUAGAAUGGUUUCUCGAAACAACGGUUAAUACACAUACUAUUUAGCAGACUGCAGAUGACGGUAAUAAUUUUACCUCUAAUGUUCUUAGCGUUCAUCAUAAAAUGUGAAAAUGGGAAAAAGUUUAUCUGCUAGCAACAUUCCGCGAAUGUAAAGUGACGCGUAGUGUACGCGGGGCGUUUUCACUGCUUUUGGACACAAUGCACUGCGUACAAAAAUGGCUGAAUGAGAAUUCUGGAUGUUCUUAAUUCAAUGUGCCUACCCAUUUUUAUUAAUCCGCUACAUGUUAGCUCUUUGUAUUAGGGAUUUAUAUUGUGUUUAACAAUGGGGCUGACUUAUCACUGAUGGUAAGUUAUGGUCCAGUCCAAGAUGGUAGCGAUCUGCGUCCUAACCUGACAAGUACAUACCCCUAAACGAGUGGAAAGUCAUGAAGGAAUUCAUCGGUUCUGAACGCUAAAUCGCUUGGCUUAAGUUAGCUGAUAACUAACCACCUGUGCGACGUAAGCCCCCCAUCAGACCAGAAUAGUAAAAUUUAAAAAAUUAUAAAACGAGCCUCUACCUAAUCGUAUCCGGUACAUCUCUUUUAUAAAAUCAAAUUACGUGGUCUUGUGUAUCGAAGAUUAUUUUUUUAUUCAAAGAAUAUAAUCAAUAUAGGAUCUCCAUGUAGUGACGAGGAGAUGUUUUUCUUAUUAUGUAUAUUCUGUAAUUCUACGUGAUGUACAAAAAUUUUUUAUCCAUUAAUUAAUUCGAUAUGAAAUUAUCUCAAUCUGCCAUAAUGUUUUAUUCUGAUAUAAAAAAUGUAUCUCUUGAACACAUUGAACUUGUAUCUAAUUAUUAACACUUGACGGACUGUUGUCUCUUUGGAUUUGUCUCCGCCAUUUUGGCGCUUUUUUGAGGGCGUAAUACGAGUGUCCAAGGAACUAAAAUGUGAAUUGCUAAAAACCCCAGAACAACGAUAUUAUUACGUGCAUAUAGGGUUAAAGGACUUGUAAUAGGAACAUCUGAUGACUCUUGGAAGACUUUACUCUUCUCUUUAUCAUCAUCAUCACAUCAACCGAUAGACGUCCACUGCUGGACAUAGGUCUUUUGUAGGGAGUUCCAAGUUCCACGAUUCUGAGCCGCUUGGAUCCAACGGCUACCUGCGACGCGCUUAAUGUCGUCUGUCCACCUCGUUGGGGGUCGACCAACGCUGCGCUUACCAGUACGGGGCUGCCAUUCCAGCACCUUGGGACCCCAACGUCGCGUUUGGCGCAGUUAUAGUUUCUCUUUAUCACAAUGAUCCAAAACACACUUUCAAUCGUAGAUCAAUCUUAUCAUCACUUUCACUGUCGAAGUUUAAACGAUCCCGAAACAUUUCGAAUUAUAUUAUCCCUCGAAUUUGUAGGUAUUAGGGUCAAACACGUUAAAUACGUUACGUCUUUACACGCGAUUAAUAUAGAUAGAUUGAUAACAAUGUUAUUUCCAUAGACACUCGUAUCAUGUGACAAUGUGGCGCUCCAAAUGGAGAUAAAAUUAAAGCGGUCGGUCCAGUGAGGUCAGAGCAUGAAUACCUUACGACAAAAUUACGACCAAGUUAUCCGCUGACCAAAUGUUAAUAAACCGACAGUUCGUUUGCUUAGUGCGCCCACUAAAAAUAACGUUUUAGUCUUCUGUAAAAUUUAAAAAUAAAUUAUAAUUAUUGAAUAAUGUAAAAAAAAAAUUUUGUUUAUCCCUAAAAGUUUAAUCACUUGUUUCACUGUCGAAUUUUGCGAAAGAACGAUCCUGAAACAUUUCGUUUUAUUAAUUAUUUUAUCAUACUCGAAUUUGUAGGUAUCAGGGUCAUGCACGUUAUGUACGUACGUUACGUUUUCACAUUUUGAAGUUUGACGGUUCAAAAGUAUAAAAUAUUCUUUACUCUUUCCUUUUUUAUUCGUGGGGAAAUCUUCAUGGAUACCACCGCGCCUGGGCCACGGGAACGCUUUCGCAAACCUCUACGAUAAUAAAAUACCCCAACCUAACCUAAUCUAAAAUACUUAAAUAAGGACCUUUCAUUUGUUUGUUUACAUUUGGUCCGCGGACAUAUUGGCCACACUUUAGUUAGUUUUUAAUGUAAAUUCGGGUUUACGAAUCAGGUGUUCGCUAUUGAGGUUUACACAAGUCUUCUUAAGAUAGACUAUUUAAGUGUUAUUAUUAUGUUAAUAAUGUGAGUCAUUGUAGUUUAUUUAAUUUUAAAUGUAUGUGAUAUUAUUAGCAAUUAUCUCAAAUAUAUAUAAGGUGGUGUACAAGUA
Pararge aegeria (speckled wood butterfly) is the source of this 3690-nucleotide messenger RNA. RefSeq names its product inactive hydroxysteroid dehydrogenase-like protein 1. NCBI's taxonomy places the organism in Eukaryota, Metazoa, Arthropoda, Insecta, Lepidoptera, Nymphalidae. Bases 104 to 1060 code for a protein of 318 amino acids. The record is from RefSeq and is a predicted model, not a curated record. Gene Ontology annotation, molecular function: oxidoreductase activity. The transcript has 6 exons.